Messenger RNA from Oppiella nova, 2180 nucleotides. Lineage: Eukaryota; Metazoa; Arthropoda; Arachnida; Sarcoptiformes; Oppiidae. The record is from the annotation of a GenBank genome assembly.
AUGGGUCUUUGAGUGCAAUAAUGGAUGAAAUGAAUGAAUCGCAUAAUAGUCUCGAAGAUUGGAUUGCCUUUAAGAAAGACAUCUUUGCCAUCAAUGACAAGACACGAAAACAUCGAUUUCUCGUGGCUUACAAUCACAUCGAGAACUCGAUUGCCAUCACAUGUUGUGAGGGCACGAGACGGGCGGCUGAUAAGCGCAACAAAUCAAUGGCCUCUUCGUUGACUCUACAGAAUCUGAUUGAUGUGAACAAAGAGUUAUCGCUUAUUCGUCCAAAACUGGACCAAUACUUCCAACCAAUCAUAGAACUGAUCCAAAGCCGUAAUUCGCAUUCGAGGUUAUAUUCAUUGAUAAUGAGUUUGGGUUUCGGGCUGUGGUUCGGACAAAAGUCUGAGGAUUUGAAUGAAGAGGUUUGCCUUAAAAUCGGUCAAUACUUGGAGACGGCUCUAACCAUCUGCGGCCAUAAACUAGUCUUCAAUAUCUUAUUUGAAAUCGACUUUUGGAACGGUUUUGAAGAGAAUAUUCAGGAUUUACGGGUAAAAGGAUUUGAAAACUUGUUAAAUGAUUCACUGAAAGAGUUGAAUUCAAUCAUCAAAAUGCGAUCAAAUGCGGAAACUUUGUUGGAAAUGACGUCUAUAUAUGAAAUAGAAGAUCAAAUGAUGGCUAAUGUGUUGCAGAAUUUGGCAGAACUCUAUAACUUUCAGUUACAGCCUUUCCUUAAGCUAAGAGAAUUGGCCCACAAUUGCACUCAAAGCGCUCAACUCGUCAUUAAUAGUCCAGAUUUGGGACAAAGAGUUAAAAAUGAGGCAAAAAUGGAGUUAAAAGAGUCGAGAGAGCAGUACAUGAGUUCGACGGAAGCCAUACAACAGCUCUAUCAGGACUACUACCGAAAGACUGUCGAACUGUUCGCCGAACAGACGGGCAGAAUGAGGAGCGACCAGAAGAGGUUCGGAGAAACGGCGUUUCAGAUCAUGGGAUGUCUCAGCCGUCUCCACAAACUGGAACUCUUCCUCACAGAAGAGAAUCUGAAACUUUUGAAUACAAUUCAAAUAACAAAAGAGUUUCAAAAAAGUCAAUUCAGAGAACAAAUGAAUGAAACCAACAAUAAAUUUGAUUUAAAACUAAUGGAAAGCGAAUUGUUUGAUAUGGAAAUCAAUUGCAUUGACUCUAAACUAGACAUCAUUUGCGAAGAGGAAAAACUUACGAAACAUAAAAUUAUGAUUUUGGAGACGGAAUCUAAACUUAACGACAAUACCGAAGAGUUCUUUGAUGCCAUUGAAGAUGAAAAAGAGCUUAAAAAUAUCGAAACUACUUCUCGUAAGGAGAGAGACAUUCGUAAAAAGUUAUCACCGCUUAAGACGAAACUGAAUAAUUUGAACCGAAAACGAGCUCUUCUUAGAAAUAAACGAAAACAAUUGGUUUCUAAUAAGGAAUCCAAACAACUGAAUGUCGCCAAAGAGAAAGACAAUUAUGAAAAGCACCACAAAAUUCAUACGAAAAGAACUAAUAGUAAGACUAAUAAUGUAUUUAUUGACAAAAGAAGUGAUGAAAACUUAAAACAAAUCCGAAAGAAGACUUUGGAAAGACUCCGGAAUUAUAAAUUGAAAGCAUUGGUCACUCAAAGCAAAGACUUUAAUUGUGAUGAUAAUGACGAUAACGAAGACGAACUUCCUCUUCCUCCUUAUCCAGACCUAAGCGAACAUCAAAUCAAUAAACAUGUAAUGGAUUUGCCAUUACCUCCGCCUUUAGAUUUGGAUCAAAUGUGUGAACAAACACCCAAUUCAGACAAUGCCCCCAAUGUAUGUGCCAAUGCCAACAAUCCCACUUCAACCAAAUCUUCAGCACUACAACCACCCCCUCCACCGCCACCCCCUCCGCCGCCACCACCACCAGUGCCACAGCUUGUAAUUCCUUCGGCAUUGAAAUUGAAUAUCAAGAAAAAAGACGUCAAUUCUCGCGCGGAAGUGAUACCACAGAAUAGGAUCGGUUUAAUCGAUUUGAAAGAUAUUCUCAAAAUGAAAGACAAUCUCAAACCGACUCAAAGUCGGAAAGAAGGCAAUGAACCCAAAGAGGAGAUGAAAGGCCAACACAAGACACUAUUGGAAGCCGUCCUCAAUAAAAGGCGGGAUGUUAUGGAAGAAUCGGAUGACUCUGACAGCGAAAGUGAUGAUGAGUUCCAAUGA